UCAGAAGUGUUGUCACCCUGAGAGAGGAAAGGGAGGAGCUAAGAGCAUGGUAGAGAAGGAGGCUCAAGCUGCAGUGAAUGGUGGUGCUCCAUUUUAGGAUCCAUCCAGAGCCAUCCUAAUGAAAUAAGAGGUGCUGCCAGCAGGAAAACAGCAGAAACACCAGAAGUUAUUAAAGCAAGACUUGGAGAAGCUCUCACUCUAGACUGCAGCUACAACUGCUCCUCAGGGUUUGUUCGCGGUUAUUGGAAAUGGGAGGAAGAAGAAGCGCCGGCGUGUGAACGCUGUCACUGGGAGAAUAAACCCAAUAAAAGUGAAGACAUGUGCACUCUGAGCUUAUACACUCAUAACCUGACCCUUCAGCAGACACUAUACAACUACUCCUGCAUCACUGAGCAGAGCGAUGACCAGGACCUCCCUCUGAAAACAGAGCGGCUGAUAUCUCUGCAAAUCCAAGAGGUAUCUAUGAAGGUGGUGAUUCAUACGAAUGCAGAAAACAACCCAGUUGAAGUGGUGUCAUCACACUCCAUUCAAGUGCCGGUGGGAGCCUACCUAGAACUGAAAUGUCUUUCCACUGAUAAACACUGUGAAGGCAUGUGGAUCAAGGAUCAGGAUCAACCAGACAUUCGUCCUCCAGCAAACUCUGACCCACUACUCUGGGAGAAGAUAACAGAGGAGGAUGGAGGAAGCUACACAUGCCAUACAAAGCAGCUCUGUACCAGUCAGAGAAUCACUGUCGAAAUAGGAAUAAUUAAAGACGAUGAUUUUGGCUGGACCAGGGCUUUAGCAGCUGUUGCAGUGUCUGCAGUCAUGAUGCUGAUGAUCAUGCUGAUCUACCUGUGUUACAAGAGGAUGUGCAGUUUAUCAGAUCCAGAGGAAUCAUCUGACGCAAUUUAUGAGAACACAAGAACCAAAAAUGCGAUGACCGUCCUCAAACCUAUUAUACAAGAGUGCGAGACGGAUCAUGAGGUUCCCUACGCCGAUAUCGUGAUUUCUGUGAGAGGGUCCAGCAUUCCAGAACUGACGGGAACCCACGGUACUCAGGCCCCCAGGGACCACAGACUGAGAUGGAGAGAGGAGGCCGCAGGAGGAUCUCGUCUACAGGCCUGCCGCUCCGCUGACAGACUGCACGUUCACCCCAGGGAAGUCAGCAGGAAAUUAAGCACAACUUCGGAGUACGCCAUCAUUACCUAUUCAACAGAAGCACUUAGCUAGUGUUCAGAUCAGCUGUUUUUUAUUUGUAUUUUUAUUUGGUUGUGUCCACUUUUUUCUGCCUCGCCCACUUUCAAAAGUGUGUUUCUUUCCCUCUUUGUAUUUGAAUAUCUGGUCAGUUCAUAUUAAAUGGUUUUAGGCUGUA
Molecule: messenger RNA, 1354 nt
Organism: Astyanax mexicanus (Mexican tetra)
Lineage: Eukaryota; Metazoa; Chordata; Actinopteri; Characiformes; Acestrorhamphidae
Exons: 7
Coding region: 319-1212 (297 amino acids)
Source: RefSeq, a predicted model, not a curated record